Messenger RNA from Notolabrus celidotus (New Zealand spotty), 2218 nucleotides. RefSeq names its product tetratricopeptide repeat domain 8 (gene ttc8). Gene Ontology annotation, cellular component: ciliary basal body; non-motile cilium; BBSome. Gene Ontology annotation, molecular function: protein binding. The transcript has 14 exons. Bases 20 to 1654 code for a protein of 544 amino acids. Gene Ontology annotation, biological process: non-motile cilium assembly. The record is from RefSeq and is a predicted model, not a curated record. NCBI's taxonomy places the organism in Eukaryota, Metazoa, Chordata, Actinopteri, Labriformes, Labridae.
UGCGCAGGGAAAGCUGCGCAUGGAAAGCCCCACCCACUCUGCCGUUGCUGAGCGACAGAGGAAGCUUAGGAGUCACCAUCGUCUCUGCUCUUCUAAACAGUCCGAGAUCAUUACUCAGAUUUCCACUGCCGAAGCAAUGGAGGUGACGAUGGACCCUAUGUUUUUGGCGUGGAGCUAUUUCAGGAGACGAAAGCUUCAACAAUGUUCUGAUAUUUGCACGAAAAUACUGCAAGAAAACCCAUACGACCAGGCUGCGUGGAGCUUGAAAACUCGUGCUCUUACUGAGAUGGUAUACAUUGAUGAAAUUGAGGUCGACCAGGAGGGAAUUGCUGAGAUGAUGCUGGAUGAGAGCUCCAUUGCACAAGUAGCACGACCUGGAACAUCACUGAGACUCCCUGGAACAAGUCAAGGUGGAGGUCCUACACAAGCUGUCAGGCCUAUGACACAAUCAGGGCGUCCUAUCACAGGAUUUGUGCGACCCAGCACACAGUCAGGGCGUCCUGGGACGAUGGAGCAGGCUAUCAAGACUCCAAGGACUGCAAGCACUGCUCGUCCUGUUACUAGUGCUUCUGGUAGAUAUAUUCGCCUGGGAACAGCUUCGAUGUUAACCAAUCCAGAAGGACCAUUUAUAAACUUGUCAAGACUAAAUCUGGCCAAGUAUUCCCAAAAGCCAAAUUUAUCCAGGACUCUUUUUGAGUUCAUCUUUCAUCAUGAGAAUGAUGUGAAAAACGCUUUAGAUUUGGCUGCUCAGGCUACUGAGCAUGCUCAGUUCAAAGACUGGUGGUGGAAAGUUCAGCUGGGAAAAUGCUACUACAGGCUCGGUUUAUAUCGGGAAGCAGAAAAACAAUUUCGAUCAGCCCUAAACCACCAAGAGGUGGUGGACACAUUUCUCUACCUUGCAAAAGUGUAUCAGCGCCUGGAUCAACCAAUCACAGCGCUCAACCUUUUCAAACAAGGCCUGGAUCACUUUCCUGGUGAGGUUACCCUUCUAACAGGAAUCGCCCGGAUACAUGAGGAGAUGAACAACAUCCCAUCAGCCACUGAGUACUACAAAGACGUUCUGAAGCAGGACAACACUCAUGUAGAGGCUAUAGCCUGCAUUGGCAGCAAUCACUUUUACACUGAUCAGCCUGAGAUCGCUCUACGCUUCUACAGACGGCUGCUCCAGAUGGGGGUAUACAACUGCCAGCUGUACAACAACCUGGGCCUGUGCUGCUUCUACGCGCAGCAGUACGAUAUGACUCUGUCCUCAUUCGAGAGAGCUCUGGCUCUGGUGGCCAACGAUGAAGAGCAGGCUGAUGUCUGGUAUAACAUUGGACACGUGGCUGUGGGCAUUGGGGACUUGACUCUAGCCUAUCAGUGUUUUAAACUGGCGUUAGCUUUUAAUAAUGACCAUGCUGAGGCCUACAACAACCUGGCCGUGCUGGAGCUACGCAAAGGUCGCAUCGAACAGUCUAAAGCCUUCCUGCAGACUGCUGAAUCACUGGCCCCUCACAUGUAUGAGCCACACUUCAACCUCUCUAUUCUCUCUGAAAAGAUUGGAGACCUUCAGAGCAGCUAUACCGCGGCACAGAAGUCUGAAGACUCUUUUCCUGAGCACGUUGACACUCAGCAGCUUCUGAAGCAACUUCGGCAGCACUUUUCGGCGCUGUAAGCAACAGGCCAGAGUUCUUAAAAAGCAAGAUGUGGUCUGAAUAGAAAGUUGACUCAGAUCAGAGACACUGCAGUGGUAGGUAAAAGCUAAAUGUUUGAAAUACUGGCAGGUUAGUCAGACAUGACAAUCUAUGAAUGGACAUUAGCUUUGGUCUGUGUUUAUGUAUAAAGGGUAUUUCUUCACCAAAUUACCGGUCUAUCAGGAACACUUUCUAAUAGUGUAACAAGGUGUUGGUACAGUCUUAUGUGGAGUUUCCCACACUCCACUUUUUAUUCUCCAGCAUCUCUCAGAGCCUAUAAUGAGGUUUAAAUGACAUUAUAAAACCACUAGAGCCUCCAGUGGUUUAUUGCUUUGACUCCACUCAAGGAUGGACAAUGCGUCACCUCCUCCUGUUGUACAAAAGUGAAGUCAGCCCCCUCCAAGAUGCAGGCCGAUAUUUCCUCAUUUGGAGCCGGAGUUUGUGCAGCAGAAACUGGCUGUUGUAGCUGCUGUAUUGUAUACUGUCUUGCAACUUCUCCUAAGCUAAACACAUUUGAUUUACCAAUAAAACAGCAAAAUUCUUGA